AUGGUUAGCCUCGUGGUAGACUUGACUCCCAUUCCUACUGAACUGUCUCCGAGACCCUCUUCCGCCUUUGAAGACUUCUACCAAAUCGGCACAUACUCACGCUCUAACAGCGAGCUAUUCGUCUCACGGCCAGGAUCUCCCAGGUACAUUAUGGCUGCCCAUCAACCUCCCACGCUUCGCGACAUUCUUGCCGACAACUCGCCGCCGCCCUAUACCCUGACUGCAUUUAUGGCGUACCUCUCUCAAAACCACUGCAUGGAGACGCUCGAGUUCACGCUCGAUACCCAGCGUUACGCCAGCAUCUACCAAAAUCAUGCUUCCGAGGCCAAAUCUGCCGCCGAUGCCAAUACCCGCCUCUCCGCUCUCUGGCAAAAGCUCAUGCAGGUAUACAUUGUCCCUUGCGCUCCUCGCGAGGUCAAUAUCCCCUCGCGAGUCCGCGAUCGCCUGCUGAUGACGCACUACAACCCCAUACCUCCCCACCCUUCUGUUCUAGACGAGGCCUGUCAUAUCAUUCAUGAGCUUAUGAACGACUCGCUCCUGGUGCCUUUUCUCGAAUCUGUCGUCCCUCUUCACGUUGAGUAUUGCGACGAGCAGGUUCGCUCUCCCCGAUCUCACACCACUGCCAAAAGCCGAACCAGCCAGAGCCUCGAGUUUGAGGGCCUCACCGAUGAUAGCGAGGGUAACUCUCCCUCUACCAAUGAGCCCAUGACCCCUCCUACAACUCCUCCUACCACCUCGGACUGGGCUUUCAAUGCAUCCCCCGGCGGACUGCAGCGUGCUGUCGCCGCCCACAACAAGGGUUGGAAAAAGGUGGGCGAGAAGUUGGGCUUCAACCGCAAGGCUUCCAGCCGACGGCCCAACGCCACGUCUUCAUCAAGCGGAUUCGAUAGUCGCCGUGGGAGCGGGAACAGCAACACCUUAUGA
Beauveria bassiana ARSEF 2860 is the source of this 924-nucleotide messenger RNA. Its product is annotated as regulator of G protein signaling domain protein. The record is from RefSeq and is a predicted model, not a curated record. The transcript has a single exon. Bases 1 to 924 code for a protein of 307 amino acids. Lineage: Eukaryota; Fungi; Ascomycota; Sordariomycetes; Hypocreales; Cordycipitaceae.